AAAUAAGCUCCGUAGAUGGAUCACAAUUACCUUAUCAGGUUAAUGUUAGCAGGUGUUUUUAUUACAAAUUCCAGCCAGUCGUCACGUGGUCCCGGAUCUCCAAGGACACACAUUUCCACCGUUAGAAGGUUUAUCGGUGUGAAGCAGCAGCUGCUCCAUCAUUUAUUAAUCUGUAGGUUAGAAAAGCAGCCGAGAAGGCUCAGAUUCAUCAGACCACUCAGAGGAAAUCUGAGAUAUAAAGACUUUGGGUUUCAGAUCAGCAGAUCUCUAAUGAUGAGGCUGCUGCCAGUCCUUCUCCUCCUCCUGGUCCCUCUGCUGACCAGCUGUUUACCUCUGGACUGCGACUACCUCUAUAGUGAGGACCGUACCAGACCCAGUGGAGUCUACACCAUCUAUCCUAUGGGAGGUGUGUCUGGUGUACAGGUGUUUUGUGACAUGGACUCACAUGGGGGACGAUGGACGGUGUUCCAGAGGAGAAUGGAUGGUUCUGUCAACUUCCACAGGAACUGGGAGCGUUACAAGGUUGGCUUUGGGAAUGCUGCCGGAGAGUAUUGGCUUGGCCUGGAGAGUCUGUUUCACCUCACCCAGCUGAAAAAGAACGAGCUGCUGGUCGACAUGGAGGACUUUGAAGGGAGGAAGGUGUAUGCUCGUUACUCCUCCUUCUCCAUCACCCCUGAAUCAGACGGGUAUGGAGUGAAUGUGUCUGGAUUUGUUGACGGAGGAGCAGGAGACACACUGAGUCGUCACGAUGGACAAAAGUUUGCCACUUUUGAUAAAUACCAACAUGCCGGACCAGACAACUGUGCCAGACAAUUUUUGGGUGCGUUCUGGUACUGGAGAUGCUACUAUCCAAACCCUAAUGGAGUUUAUUUGUGGGGGGCUGAUGGAUCCAAAUAUGAGGUCGGUGUGGUCUGGUACAGCUGGAAGGGCACUACCUACUCUCUGAAGAGUAUCAGCAUGAAGAUCCGACCCAUCAGGUGAAGCUGCAGAACAAACAUCCAACAUUUGUAACAGUUGAAAUUGUCUUUGCUGCAUUCUGACAAUAAACUACUGAUGCGAUCUGA
Molecule: messenger RNA, 1064 nt
Organism: Nothobranchius furzeri (turquoise killifish)
Lineage: Eukaryota; Metazoa; Chordata; Actinopteri; Cyprinodontiformes; Nothobranchiidae
Product: microfibril-associated glycoprotein 4
Biological process (GO): elastic fiber assembly
Source: RefSeq, a predicted model, not a curated record